AUGGCACAUUCCAUAGCCACCUGCUUUAAAAUUCUUGCUGUGCCAGUCAGUCGUCCAGUUGCAGAAAGGCGUAUGAAUGAGGACCGAAUCUGGAGUCGGGACUUCGGCUCUUCGGCUCUUCGGCUCUACCGCUAUCGGAUUGCUACUGCUCGAGCGUCACCAUCGAGAAAGGAUCCCUCCCUUAUACGACCCCCAAGGACGACAGAUCCUAACACUAUUGGACGCGCUGCAGAUCCAGUUCGUUACCGUUAUUCACUAUAG
Messenger RNA from Haemonchus placei, 261 nucleotides. The record is from the annotation of a GenBank genome assembly. Lineage: Eukaryota; Metazoa; Nematoda; Chromadorea; Rhabditida; Trichostrongylidae.